UCCAGAGCUUCUGCUCCUGCUCCAAUAGCCCUUACCCAACAGAAAGAUGAAGGUCUCUGCAGCUGGAUUGGCUCUCCUCCUCAUUGCAGCCUCUUUCUUCCAAGUUUUCUCUGGCCCAGCUGGACCUGACCACCCAAUCUGCUGYGUCACGUUCACACAGCACAAGCUCCCACGGAGGCUCAUCCAGCGCCAUUAUGUGACCAGCACCAACUGUCCCCAGCUGGCCAUCGUGUUCGUCACAAAGAAAGGCCGCCAGGUCUGUGCUAAUCCCAGAGACAYCUGGGUCCAAAGCUACCUGCAAACCUUGAAGCAGAACUGAGCCAAGCAGGGUGGCAAGCGUAGCUGCUGUCAUGGACAAGUCACGUUAUCCUGAGCUCCAGACACAGAGCAGGACUCUGGGACAACAGGAGAUGCAGGAACGUCUGCAGGUGUCCCCAAGGGACUGCUGGAAGGGCACCUURUGUUGGGGGCUGCUGCUCAUCCUUGGCUUGCAUGGACCAGGCUGCAGCCCCAUCCCUCUGCCUUGCCCACAGGCCAUCAGGCUGCUCCUCUGCUGUUGUAUUAUUUGAAGUUAUUUAAGAAAUUAUCACACUUUUUUUUUCCUGUGGAUUAUGAUAUUAUUUAUAAGGGAGUGACAGGGAGGGUAUUUAUAGGAGGGUGAUCCAGUGUUGGAUGAUGGGAGACCCUGUUUUAUA
Malurus melanocephalus (red-backed fairy wren) is the source of this 695-nucleotide messenger RNA. RefSeq names its product C-C motif chemokine 4-like. Lineage: Eukaryota; Metazoa; Chordata; Aves; Passeriformes; Maluridae. The record is from RefSeq and is a predicted model, not a curated record. Gene Ontology annotation, cellular component: extracellular region. The transcript has 3 exons. The coding region runs from base 47 to 319 and encodes 90 amino acids. Gene Ontology annotation, molecular function: chemokine activity; CCR chemokine receptor binding. Gene Ontology annotation, biological process: cellular response to tumor necrosis factor; positive regulation of ERK1 and ERK2 cascade; positive regulation of GTPase activity.